Chanos chanos (milkfish) is the source of this 1798-nucleotide messenger RNA. RefSeq names its product deoxyhypusine synthase (gene dhps). Gene Ontology annotation, molecular function: deoxyhypusine synthase activity. Bases 125 to 1210 code for a protein of 361 amino acids. Gene Ontology annotation, biological process: peptidyl-hypusine biosynthetic process. Gene Ontology annotation, cellular component: cytoplasm. Lineage: Eukaryota; Metazoa; Chordata; Actinopteri; Gonorynchiformes; Chanidae. The transcript is spliced from 10 exons. The record is from RefSeq and is a predicted model, not a curated record.
GCUGUAGGCUAGCGUAUACGGGCUACCUGAACUGGUGUUUCAUCACUGUAAAAUACACCAAAUAAGGCUGGAUUUUCGUGAGCUAGACAAUUGUUGGAUUGUUUUUCCGACUGAUUAGGUGAUCAUGGCAGAGAAUGCUCCAUCCGUGGCGCGGGCUGCGGUUCUGAAAGAGAGCGUGGCUUUACCGGACGACAUGCUCCGGAUUAAGGGGUACGACUUUAACCAGGGGGUCGACUACAAAGCACUGCUGGAGUCCUUUCUGACCACCGGCUUUCAGGCCAGCAGCUUCGGACUGGCUGUGCAGGAAAUUAAUAAAAUGAUUGAGAAGCGCUUGGAGCCGAUGGAGGAAGAGCAGGCGGAGGGUUAUGAGUCUGAGUGCAGAACAGGCUGCACCAUCUUCCUGGGCUACACCUCCAACCUCAUCAGCUCUGGCAUCAGAGAGACCAUCCGCUACCUUGUCCAACACAAAAUGGUGGAUGUGGUUGUGUCGACAGCAGGGGGGAUUGAGGAGGACUUCAUUAAAUGUUUGGGCUCCACAUACUUGGGAGACUUUAAUUUAUCUGGGAAGGAGCUGAGACAGAGCGGCAUUAACAGAAUUGGGAACCUCUUGGUGCCAAAUGAAAAUUACUGCAAAUUUGAGGACUGGGUGACCCCUAUUCUGGACCAGAUGGUGUUGGAACAACAAACAGAAGGCACCCGCUGGACUCCCUCAAAGCUGAUUCACCGUCUGGGCAAAGAAAUCAACAACCCAGAAUCUGUGUACUACUGGUGCUACAAGAAUGACAUCCCAGUGUUUAGUCCUGCCCUGACUGAUGGCUCUUUGGGAGAUAUGAUUUAUUUCCACUCCUAUAAGACCCCAGGCCUGGUGCUGGACAUUGUGGAAGAUAUUCGACGUUUGAACAGUAAAGCCGUGUUUGCCAAACACACCGGAAUGAUUGUUCUUGGCGGGGGCGUGGUCAAGCACCAUGUAGCUAAUGCCAACUUGAUGAGGAAUGGUGCAGACUUUGCUGUGUUUGUGAACACAGGACAGGAGUUUGACGGUUCCGAUUCUGGCGCCAGGCCGGAUGAAGCUGUUUCUUGGGGGAAAAUCCGAAUGGACGCUAAACCCAUCAAGGUCUAUGCUGAUGCCACCAUCGUGUUCCCUCUGCUUGUGGCAGAGACAUUUGUUCGGAAUGCGAGCAGAUUGACCAGUGAGAAAAAAAGCGAAUAGCAUUUCUUCCUCCGCUCUCUGUAUUGUCUCUCUUCAUGUCCCAUCCCUUUCUCCUAUCUCAUUAUGUCUGUUUUCAUUCCUUAUUUAUUCAUCCCUCCACAACACUGUAUUCUUUUUUUUCCCCCUCUAUGUAAUUCCUCUCUUUUUUUUCUCAUCCCAGUACAGACUCUUCCCUUAGCACAUCUUUCAGAUUCCUUUAUUUAAUGGUUUUAAUUUGUCUCAGGGGUGUAUGUGUGUGUGUGUGCACAUGCGUGCAUGAGUGAGUUUGUGAGAGUGAGUGCAAAAGAGACAUAUUUGCACGUACUUUAUAGUUUUAAAGAAGGGAAUGCACUAUUGGCAACCUGUAGAGAGUUACUGGGCUGGAACACAAUUCUGUAUGGGUGUGUGUGUCUGCGUGUGUGUCUGUGUGUGUGCGUGCAUGCAAAUGCAUGAGAGAACAAUCUCCAUAGCUUAUUCUGUAUUCUUAAGUACUGCUCUGUACGAUACUUAUUUACAGUGAUGCAAAGCCCUCAACACUUAAAAGAGAAUGUCUUAUCUCUGUACCAGUGAAUGACAAAGGCAAUAAAGAAACAAAAGAUGCACCCUGAA